AUGAAUAUUUGCCCUAUCCGAUAUACUCCAUACUUGAAUAAUUCCAGAAGAAGACAAAGAGUGAUUGAUCCUAGUAGAGCUAAGAGUUCUCAAGGGAUGAGAUAAAAUUCUUCAAGUUAACAUAGAUGCUCAACAUAAUAAAGUCCUAACAGAACUCCUAGUUAAGGGGAAUUGCAACAAUUAGAAGUAUGAUGAGAUUUGUUUUGAAUGAUAGAUUUAACAUCUGGCUGAACCAAUUGCACAGGUAUAAGUUAAUUUGAGUGUGUCUAGAAUUACAAACAACUAUUUCUGUCAACUUAGAUUAGAAGAAGUCCUUCAUUUCGUUUAAAGAAUUAUCAUGCAGCAGAAAUUGUAUAGAGUGCUUAGUCAACUUCUUAAUAAAAAAGAUAGAAUUUGAUUGGAAGUGGAAAGUAAUGACUAAAUUAAAAAUAGUUAAAGUAAGGAAGAGAGAAUAAAUAGAAUAAAUUUCUUAGGGGAUUUGUUACAAUAAUUGGAGUAAAAUGGAUAAUAAACAAAGCAAUCUUUAUCUACUGAAAUGACUACAGUCCCUAAACCGAAAUUUGAAAUUCUGCAUGGAAGAACAUUAACUGAAUAUGAAUAAAAUAUAGAAGAAUUGCACUUUUAUCUGGUAGACUCCUAAUAAAGAUCUAAACAAUAUACCCAAGUCAUUGAAAAGCAAAAAAUAAAUAAUUGA
Messenger RNA from Paramecium pentaurelia, 694 nucleotides. The record is from the annotation of a GenBank genome assembly. NCBI's taxonomy places the organism in Eukaryota, Ciliophora, Oligohymenophorea, Peniculida, Parameciidae.